Molecule: messenger RNA, 2448 nt
Organism: Drosophila busckii
Lineage: Eukaryota; Metazoa; Arthropoda; Insecta; Diptera; Drosophilidae
Product: cytoplasmic dynein 1 intermediate chain
Exons: 10
Coding region: 285-2288 (667 amino acids)
Biological process (GO): transport along microtubule
Cellular component (GO): cytoplasmic dynein complex
Molecular function (GO): dynein heavy chain binding; dynein light chain binding
Source: RefSeq, a predicted model, not a curated record
UGCGCUUUGCACAACCCUAGGCAAUUGGAAAAGAAAUGUUAUUUUAAUUGCAAUACUAAAGUGCUCGAUUGGCCUGAUCAACAGCGUGUGUAAACAACAUUCAAUUAGCAAGCGUAACUGCACUCGUUGUAGUUGUAGUUGUUGUUGCAUACAUCCCUCCCCACUAGCGCUGCAGUGAGCAGAUCUCGGCCACCCACACACACACACACACAUAAAUACACAGGCAGAAAUAGACAAGCGACUCUUACCGUUGCCACACACAUACACACACACACACACUCAAAAUGGAUCGCAAGGCUGAGUUGGAACGCAAGAAAGCUAAAUUGGCUGCUCUGCGCGAGGAAAAGGAUCGUCGUCGACGUGAGAAGGAAAUUAAGGAUAUGGAAGAGGCCGCCGGUCGCAUUGGCACUGGCGCUGGCAUCGACAAAGAUCAACGCAAAGAUUUGGAUGAAAUGCUCUCAUCAUUGGGCGUAGCACCUGUUUCUGAAGUCUUGUCCUCAUUGUCCUCAGCCAAUUCCCUAACAUCGGAUAAUUCCAAUACACAAACACCCGAUGCCAGUCUACAGGCCAAUGUCAAUGGACAAAGCGGCGUGAAGAAGCAGCAGCAGCAGCCACUCAACUUGAGCGUUUAUAAUGUGCAAGCCACAAACAUUCCACCAAAGGAGACACUUGUCUAUACGAAACAAACACAAACCACCAGCACCGGCGGCCAUGAGCGUGAUGUUCUUUCUUGCCACUCCUCGCCUCUGUCAGGAUAUAUGGAGGACUGGUGGCGUCCACGUAAAGCUCAUGCUACGGAUUAUUAUGAUGAAUACAAUCUUAAUCCAGGUUUAGAGUGGGAGGAUGAAUUCACAGGAGAUGACGAAGAGAGCUCGCUGCCGCAUUUGGAUCAUGGGUUCAGUUCCAAGCUGCCGCCAGGCUAUCUAACACACGGACUGCCCACCGUCAAGGAUGUGGCCCCAGCCAUAACACCGCUCGAACAAAAGAAGGAGCAGGAAGAGAAGAAGGAGGUCAAGGAAUUAUCGGAGGAGCAAAAACAAAUGAUAAUACUAUCGGAGGACUUUCAGAGAUUCGUUCUACGCGCCGGACGUGUCAUUGAGCGUGCGCUCUCGGAGAACGUGGACAUCUAUACGGACUACAUUGGCUGCGGCGACAAUGAGGAGGCAAACGACGAGCGCUCGCAUGCACGUCUAUCGCUGAAUCGUGUCUUCUAUGAUGAGCGUUGGUCAAAGAACCGCUGUAUUACCAGCAUGGAUUGGUCAACGCAUUUUCCAGAGCUGGUUGUUGCCUCGUAUCACAAUAACGAGGAGAGUCCCAACGAGCCGGAUGGCGUUGUUAUGGUUUGGAAUACGAAAUUUAAGAAGCAAACGCCUGAGGAUGUGUUCCACUGCCAGAGCGCUGUCAUGUCCACCUGCUUUGCCAAAUUCAAUCCCAAUCUAAUACUCGGCGGCACCUAUUCGGGCCAAAUCGUGCUCUGGGACAAUCGUGUCCAGAAGCGUACGCCCAUUCAACGCACUCCUUUGAGCGCGGCCUCGCACACGCAUCCCGUUUACUGUUUGCAAAUGGUGGGCACACAGAAUGCACACAAUGUCAUAUCCAUAUCGUCGGAUGGCAAGCUCUGCUCGUGGUCGCUGGACAUGCUGUCACAGCCGCAGGAUACGCUUGAGCUGCAGCAGCGCCAGUCAAAGGCCAUUGCCAUUACCAGCAUGGCCUUUCCGGCCAAUGAGAUUAACAGCCUCGUUAUGGGCAGUGAGGAUGGCUAUGUGUACUCCGCCUCGCGUCAUGGUCUGCGCUCGGGCGUCAAUGAGGUCUUUGAGCGCCACUUGGGUCCCAUUACCGGCAUCUCCACGCACUACAAUCAAUCGUCGCCCGACUUUGGACACUUGUUCCUCACCUCUUCCAUUGAUUGGACCAUCAAGUUGUGGUCGCUCAAGGACACCAAGCCCUUGUAUUCGUUUGAGGACAACUCGGACUAUGUGAUGGAUGUGGCCUGGUCGCCUGUGCAUCCUGCCUUGUUUGCUGCUGUCGAUGGCAGCGGUCGUCUUGAUCUGUGGAACCUCAAUCAAGACACCGAAGUGCCCACCGCUUCGAUUGUAGUCGAUGGUGCGCCAGCGCUAAAUCGCGUCUCCUGGACGCCAUCUGGCCUGCAUGUCACCAUAGGUGAUGAGGCUGGCAAGCUGUAUGUCUACGAUGUGGCCGAGCACUUGGCGCUGCCAUCGCGCGAUGAAUGGUCGCGUUUCAAUGCAACGCUCAACGAGCUCAAGAUGAACCAAAACGACGAGGUCUAGACGCACACACACACACACACACACACACAGAACCACAUAGACAACACCUUAACUAAAAGUCUUUAUAGAGACAGACAGCAUGUGUUUCAUUUGAUUUCAAAUGCGUUUUCGUUUUCAUGCAGCGCGGGAGAAAAAGAAAAACCCAAACACACAAAUAAUU